Cornus florida is the source of this 309-nucleotide messenger RNA. RefSeq lists its product as uncharacterized. The record is from RefSeq and is a predicted model, not a curated record. Lineage: Eukaryota; Viridiplantae; Streptophyta; Magnoliopsida; Cornales; Cornaceae. The transcript has a single exon. The coding region runs from base 1 to 309 and encodes 102 amino acids.
AUGUCUUCUAUGAAAGGAGUGAUGCGCUUUGGGAAGAAAGGGAAGUUGUCACCACGUUUUGUCAGUCCUUUCAUGAUUACGGAUCGAAUUAGAGCGGUAGCCUAUCGCUUAGCAGUUCCGGACAAUAUAGAUCGUGUCCAUCAUGUGUUUCAUGUUUCCAUGUUACGAAAAUUUUUGCGCGAUGAGGAUCGUUAUCAGCAUAUAGAUGUUGGUGAGAUUGAGUUACAGCCGGAUGUAACAUAUGUGGAGUUACCGUGGCGUAUUGUAGACCGUCGGGACCAAAUUUUUCGCAACAAGGUCAUCACUUAG